UUUGCGUGGAACUAUUAAUUAAAGGGAGAAAUCGGAUCCGAGGAAAGAUGUGGUUAUUAACAAUAUCAUAAUUGGGUAGUGGGGAUGAUUCGCGAAACUUUGGUAUGUACAGCAGGUAGGGAUUGCUUUUGGGAUAGCAGAACACCACUCCAAACAUGCCCUGGGAAAUCAACCAAACCAACACAAGAAAAGAAACUAAUGCAACACUUUGUCUAUGGUUUAGCGGAUGCGGUAUCAUGAAAACAUGGACGCCGGAACGACUCAAUAGUACAGAGGGAGUAGAGAGGAGGCGAUCGAAGCAUCGACCGCAUGCAAAGAUAGAAAUACAUCAAUGAGGAAAAAGAGGCGGAAGAGAAAGGUUAAGAGCUCUCUGAGUGUCGGCGCUCAUUCACCUCUCGAGCCAUGAGCUUGCCGACUUCAUAUGUCGAAAUCAUGAUGGCACAGGCCGGGGCAACUUUCAGGCAGCGUGCUCCCCAACCCUUGAACAGACCGGCCGUGCCUUCUUCUCGAAGAAUGUGCAUGAGGAAUUUCGGAAGGGAAAGCUGCUCAGGAGCGAGAGACUUGGGAGGGAGAGAUGGACGUUGGCCACCACUCGGCGGAACACCGUCAUCCAUGUGUCGGAAGACCUGCUGCCUCGUUUUGCCCACGUCGAAAGGCGUGGUGACCAAUGCUGCCACCGAUCCCGAGGUGGCACCGGCAAUGAAGCUCUCAAAGAAGGCCGUUGUCGUAGAUGGUGCAUCGAUAUCUGAAGUGGGGAGAUGUGGUGCAUGUUUUCGUGUAUUCUCUAACGCCUGCUUCACCUUUUCAUAUCCCCACCAGUAAAGACCGGAGAAGGGCACGUCGCGCCACAUGGUGAGCGACAGUCCUCGCCACAGGGAUGUAUAGCCGCUGGACUGGGUCAUUUGGUACAGGCCCUCCAAAGUGGCUUUGAAGUGACCCGCACCGUGGCCGGGAGUGGCCUGAAGCCUCGUUCGGAACAUCUCAACCGGACUUGUGGCCGAUGCGGCCGCCGUGCGAGCUAUUGCGCCGGCCACAAAUGGCGCAUAUACAUCGGACACAUUCUGCUUGAUGAGACUGCGAUCAUCCGUCCGGAGCCAGUCAUAUCCGGCGAAAUAAAUAAUGUUCGCCGGAAUGCCCAUCAUCAGAGUGGGACUGAGUCCGCGCCACAGGGUCCAGAAGCCCUCAUUCCGGGCAAUCUUCCGCAAUCCAUCAAAGGUCGAAGUGAAGGUCCGUCGCUGGGUCUCCUCCACAGCACAGUCAAGUGCAGGGUGUGCCGGACUCCUCAGCACGCCUCCUUGUGGCUCAAACAUACAAAUCUGCGCAUUAUCUCCUACCCAAAACACUUCACGGCAACAUGCUGUAAUCCCGAGGUUCGGUGGGAGGUUCUUCAACGUCUGAGUGGUAUGUGUGGUAUAAGAAGCGGCCGUGGAUGUCUGCGAUUGUGAUUGUAGCCGUACGCGUACAACAUCCAAGGGAGUGACUUGAGUAAAACGCCGUCAGAAAAUGGAACAUGUGUGAGGACCGUGCUAGGAGUCAACACUCACCGAGUAAGCCUGUCAAGAUGUUCCCGGCCGUCGCAGAGAUCAUGCGCUGUCCAAGCGAGAUAUUUUCCGUCGAAGGAGUCACGUCGGGGGUUGGGACUGCGCCCGUUGAUGCUGUGGACGUCAUUGGCAAGGGUUCGUCAAACUUGGAUGUCCAUGGCGUUGAGUCAAGAUCAGACUCAAAAACGUCUCCAGCGGCGCUGGAGUGGUUUGAAGUCGCAGAGAUAUCCAGCCCGAUUAAAAUUCGAUCGGCAGCAACCGAUCCUUUGGCGGGUGAAAGCAAGGCUGGUCUCGCGACUGCUGGAAGAGAUGGUUAGAAGGAAGCGGUGCGUCACCGAAAAGGAAGAUUUUCGGGGUUUUGCGGGUGGCGGCGGGCGGAGAUAAGCGUCCUUUCGUCAACGCCCUUAAUCCUUGUCACCGAUUCAACUUUGGAGCAACCAGGUCUGAAUCAACCACGCAAGUCGAUGGCGACCGAAGUGAUUCUUGUAUAGUUUUUCUUCGCUGGGUGUUUCUUGAUCUGUCUGGAUCGGUGGAACCUCUUGGGGCUUAUCAGAUUGAUCGAUCUCCGACACCGGACGUGUCGGGACCUUCCCCGCCAUGGAUGACAACGCCGAGCUCGAGUCUUUUCGCCGCCAGUGGCGUGAAGAAGUUGCUCGACGAUCUAAACACACGGACUCUGCACCUGCGCCCGAUGCUGCCCCUCAAUAUGCUGCGUCGAUCGCAGCUCCGGCGCUGUUGACGGCGACCCGACCUCCACCAACGCGUCAUGCCGCGACCGACCGCAAGGAUUUGGAUCAAGAAGGGCCUGCGCCGGCCUCGUUCGAUCCGGAGGAGCUAGCGCGACAGGUUGGAGAGCUAAGUGUGACACAAGAGGAAGCCGAGGAGGAAGAUGGAUUUACUCGUCGGGCACAGCAGGAGCCCAACUCAGCUAUUGAGCACUUUGAGCGAGCGGUCGAGAAGGAAGCUGCGGGCAACCUGGGCGAUAGUCUUCAACAUUAUCGCAAGGCAUAUCGAUUGGAUGCCGGUGUUGAUAAAGCUUACCGCAAUAAGCACUAUGCUCACGUUUGGAAGAAGCCCGCCCACCCUACACCAGCUGAACCUGCAGCCGCAGCCCCCGUGGCUGUUCCGGCGCCUGCAGAAGUCGAGAUCCUCCCCACGCCGGAACUGAUACAGUCCUUUGCCCACCUUCCUAUCCCUCAGGCAGAUCCACUCAUCGAAGGGACUGACCCUCCGCCCUGCCCGAUCGCCCAUGUUCCAUCCGAAGUUAUAGUUGAGAUCCUACGCCAUGUUGCUCUACGAGACCCGGCGACCUUUGGUCGGAUGGCCCUCGUGUGUAAGCGACUUGCAUACCACUUUGCACACGAGCAGCACAUUUGGAAACGGAUCUGCCAACGGCCAGAGUUUGGAUUCCAGGGCAUGCAAUACUCUUUCGUCUGUGAUACUCUUGGCCGUCCUAUCUAUACGCUUGACGAUCAGCGAUACACUCCAUUCCCAGUCGAUGUACCAGCCAAGAUUCCUAGUUCGCUAUCGUCUUGGAGCCAGGUAUUCCAGUCCUAUCCACGCAUUCGAUUUACAGGCAUCUACAUCAGCACCGUCAACUAUUCACGGCCGGGUGCCACGUCUUCUUUCCAGAAUGUGUCGUGGAAUAGCCCAAUCCAUAUUGUGACCUACUACCGCUACCUGCGGUUCUAUCCGGAUGGAUCCGUGGUGUCCUUGUUGACCACCACCGAGCCCGUGGAUGUGGUACCUCAUAUUAGCAAGGAGAACAUGAUGGCUGCGCGUGCUCAUUCCCACAGACAGCAUCAACGACAUGCCUCGGACCAGGGACAGACCCUUUCCGGGGCAACCGAACCUGUCCCGCCAGUCGCCAUGAAUGCCCUGAAAUAUGCCCUCCGUGGACGUUGGCGUCUAGCGUCACCUGCUGAUUUCGAGGAUAACGCAGACGAACAAAAGACCCCUCCCAAGGCAAAUCAGACCCAAGAAGCCUUUGAUCCCCGUGAUCUGAUUGUGGAGACUGAAGGCGUUGAUCCCAAGUACGAAUACACUAUGCAUCUCUCCCUUCGGUCUCCCUCGGUAUCCAAGGCCCACCCCAAUCCAUCCCGCAACACCAAACUCGUGUGGCGUGGCUUCUGGAGUUACAACAACAUCACUGAUGAUUGGGGCGAGUUUGGGCUUCGGAACGACCGGGCGUAUGUCUUCCGACGGGUCCGCGGCUGGGGCCUGGAAUGAGAUGAUGACGAUUAAUGAACUGUUUGAAAAUAUAUCAAAUUAUGAGAACAUAGAGAUUCAUAGCAAAUACAGAACAGAGGUUGGGUUUCCAGUCCAGAGAACCU
Penicillium brasilianum is the source of this 3874-nucleotide messenger RNA. The record is from the annotation of a GenBank genome assembly. Lineage: Eukaryota; Fungi; Ascomycota; Eurotiomycetes; Eurotiales; Aspergillaceae.